Molecule: messenger RNA, 2650 nt
Organism: Polyodon spathula (Mississippi paddlefish)
Lineage: Eukaryota; Metazoa; Chordata; Actinopteri; Acipenseriformes; Polyodontidae
Product: soluble guanylate cyclase 88E-like
Exons: 19
Coding region: 96-2378 (760 amino acids)
Biological process (GO): nitric oxide-cGMP-mediated signaling; response to oxygen levels; cGMP biosynthetic process
Cellular component (GO): guanylate cyclase complex, soluble
Molecular function (GO): heme binding; oxygen sensor activity; guanylate cyclase activity
Source: RefSeq, a predicted model, not a curated record
CAUGUAUUGUCCAACUUGCAGUUUAGAAAUCAGUCAACCGAGAUAUCCCUAAGCUACUACCCCAGAGUCUGCUGCAGUCUCUGGCAGCCGCUUUGAUGAUGUACGGGUUGCUUUGUGAGAGUCUGCACGAUUUUAUCAAGGAGUCGUAUGGAGACGAUGUGUGGAAGCUGGUCCGGGAGAGAGCAGAUGUCAGACUGCAUUCGUUUGUGACCCACCAGGUGUACAGUGAGAGUGUCAUUCCCCGCAUCGCCAAGGCAGCCAGCGGAGUCACUGGCACCCCAUACAAUGAGCUGAUGAACUCCUGGGGGGUCUACUUCUUAGGGUUUGUUGGGAAGUACGGAUAUGACAGAAUAUUAAAGGUGCUGGGUCGGCAUGUCCGAGACUUUGUCAACGGACUGGAUAACCUGCAUGAGUACCUGCGCUUCAGCUACCCCAAAGUGCAGCCUCCUACCUUCUUCUGCCAGGAGGAGUCUGCUACUGGAGUCACUCUGCACUACAGGAGCAAGCGGAAAGGCUAUCUGCACUAUGCUAUGGGCCAGCUGCGCCAGAUGGGGAAGCAGUUCUACGACACAGACAUCCAUGUGGAGGUUCUGUCUGAGCAGCUGGUGGGGGACUAUUCUCACGUCACCAUGAGGUUAAACUUUGAUAACUCUGCGUAUCGCUACAUCCAGAAGGAGGAUGAGGAGGAACACGAGAUCUUGCCCAUCACCAGUGAUUUCUUCUUCGAUGUCUUUCCAUUCAAUGUCGUCUUCCGCCAGGACAUGGUGGUGCACAACAUUGGCUCAGGACUGGCCACAGUUUUCCCUGAUUUGGACGGAAAGAAAAUUAAUGAUGCUUUUCUACUGGCACGCCCCCUGGCAGAGUUCACCUGGAAUAUGAUUAAUUCACACCCCAACAAUUUAUUCGAGAUCAUGUCCAAGGAGCCAGUGAAGAGAGAGCGGAACCUUCAGAAUCGUGUGCAAAACUCUGAUUACGAAAAUGCAAACCGCACUGCUGAUGUGGAUGUGGAGCUCAUGGCAUUUCAGUCCAUCAUUGGAGAUGAUUAUAAAGACGGGAACAGCGCAAACGCAACAGAGAGUUGGGGAGAUGGGAGCCGUUGCCUGAAACUGAAAGGACAGAUGAGAUACAUGCCUGAGUGGGAGUCCAUCAUCUUCCUGGGCACACCUGUAAUGGAAAGCCUGAGUGCCAUGUUUAAGACCGGGCUGUACAUCAAUGAUCUGAGCAUGCACGACUCCAGUCGAGAUUUAGUGCUAGCGGGGACACAGCAGUCUGAGGAGCUAAAGCGAGCAUUGAUACAGGAACAGAAAAAGUCCAGUAAGCUGGAGGAGAGCAUGAAGAUGCUGGACUAUGAGAUGAAGAAGACGGAUGACCUACUCUACAGGAUGAUCCCCAAGCCGGUUGCUAAGCGACUGCGGAAAGGGGAGCCGGCUGUACACACGUGUGAGGUGUUUCCGGAUGUGACGAUCCUCUUUAGUGAUGUGGUGGGCUUCACUCGCAUCUGCAGUCACAUCACUCCCUUGCAGGUGGUCUCCAUGCUCAACACGAUGUACACCCUUUUCGACACCCUCAGCGAGAAGCACCGGGUUUUCAAGGUGGAGACUAUCGGAGAUGCGUACAUGGUGGUGGCUGGAGCUCCAGAUAAGACCAAGUACCAUGCUCACAACAUCUGCGACAUGGCGCUAGACAUGGUCCGCUCCAUUGACCACCUCAAAGACCCCUCCACCGGAAACAACAUCCAGAUCCGAGUCGGAAUCCAUUCUGGCAUGGUGGUGGCAGGUGUGGUGGGACACAAGAUGCCUCGCUAUGGACUCUACGGUGACACUGUGCACACUGCCUCUGCCAUGGAGAGCAAUGGGAAGGAAAUGCAUAUUCAACUAAGCGGGGCCACCUACGAACACCUGAAAGGAAGCCAUUUUAUAUUUGAGCGCAGAGGAACCAUCACAAUUAAGGGUAAUGUGGAAAUUGAGACCUACUGGCUGAAGGGUAAGAGGGACAAAGAUGGCAAUGCCCAGGCAGCCUGCCCGCAGUUCGAGGCGCAGACCAUCAGCAAGACCACAAUCUCUCCCCCAGCCUCCCCGAUCCAUGAGAACAAGCUGAAUUUCCCUUCGGUGGUUGGAGAUGAUGAUGAUGAUGUUAAAUCUCUUCACUCUCAACGUAUAAAGAUAGAGGAACCCGGGAAUUCCUUGGAAGAAUCCUUGGAGGAGAGUGGUUUGGAGGAGCAGCCAGUCAGUAAGUCAAAUUUUAAAGACUCCCACAUGGAUAAUGGUUUGCAGGAUACCAGCAAUGUGCUGGACUCUCCUGAGUUCAAUGGGAAUGACUCCAUCAUCAAAUCUCCCACCUGUUCUACAGAGAAGAGUGUCACAUGCUCCCUCUGCUGAUUACAAACCUCCACGCCAGCCGCAAGCACAGAAGCGCGUCCUCUUUCAAUAGAAAAGAGCUUUGUAAAUGACACUGUAAUGUUGUUGUUUGUUUUUUCUUUUUAUAUGUGUGUCAUUCACAGUGGUCCUGAGGUUUGAUGCUCAAGAGUAUAGAGCUAAAAGGCUAACAUGGUUGAAAGGUCACAGCCUUACUUGGCUUUCUUGACUGAGGAAAUCAAACACAAUGGGAAAGUUGCCUGUUCAAAUUCUGUAAAUAAAUUAUUCUGAAAUGU